This is a messenger RNA of Tympanuchus pallidicinctus (lesser prairie-chicken), 3085 nucleotides long. It is a transcript of the gene CFAP221, whose product is annotated as cilia and flagella associated protein 221. Gene Ontology annotation, biological process: cilium assembly; cilium movement. The record is from RefSeq and is a predicted model, not a curated record. The transcript is spliced from 26 exons. Gene Ontology annotation, cellular component: cilium. Lineage: Eukaryota; Metazoa; Chordata; Aves; Galliformes; Phasianidae. Bases 143 to 2743 code for a protein of 866 amino acids.
UGCCCGGCAACCGGCGCGGGCUGCGCGGUGCGGAGCUGUUCAUAGGAGAACCAAUAACUGCGUGCUAUAUUUGGGAAGAUAAUUUCUUGUGGAUGGGUGCUGAUGAAGUUUAGUACCAUUCCGAUUCCAACUGCGUCCUAACAUGGACUUGGUUGAAUCAACCUCCACAGAAAUCUUCAAGAAAAUACCCAGUGUCCUGGAUAGCCUGGUGGAGGAACCUAAAAAGAGACGUGCUAUCCCCAAUCACCUGCUAGAAUCAAAGGUUUAUUCAGAACAUAAGAAGAGCAAUGUUAUACAGGCAGAGCCUGCUGUAUUACACUAUGGAGGAUAUGAAGUUGGAAAACAUCACCAGCAGACGCUGAAGCUGAUAAAUAUUUCUGGCAAUGUAAUAAACCCUCACGUUAUACCACCCCAGACAAAGUAUUUUCAGAUCAAAUACAACAAAACACAUCGACUCAUCCCCGGCUUGUCAUAUGUGCUUACUGUUGAUUUUUGUCCUGAUGAGUGGCGUUAUUACUAUGACUGCAUCCGAAUUCACUGUCAGGGAGAAGAUACCUUAGUCGUUCCUGUGCAUGCUUACCCUACUGUGAACGUGUUGGAAUUUCCAUCAUUUAUAAAUAUGUCUGAUGUAUUGAUUGGUCAGAGUAAGGAGUAUGUUAUCCCGUUGCAGUGCAGCUGCCCAAUAGACUUUGAAUUCCACAUUGAUUUUAUUCAGCCUCACAGAGCGUUCACUGUCCAGCCAAUAUCUGGAAUUAUUCCAGGAAAUGGGAAAGAGGAAGUAAUUGUGAAAUACUCACCCCUUGAGUAUGGAACAGCACAAAUGAAAAUGCAGUUACUGAUUUCACAGUUCCACUCAGAACCCUAUGUAUGUGUGUUCACAGGAACAUCAACACCCCAUCUGGGUCAAAUAAAAGAACCAUUUGAAAAACAACAAAAGCGUCCAGAGAAAAAAGCAGUGCCUGUUGGAAAAUCACUGGUGUGGAAAAGAGACAAAUUCAGCCUACCACAAUCCAAGGCUAUUCAAAAAGAAAUUGAAUACCAGAACCUGAAAUUCCCCACAGACUUGUCAAAUCCAUAUGCUGUAGCUACUGUUUUGAAUCAGGAACCAGGCAAAUUGAAGAUUAAGAACUUAAAAGAAGUCCUUUGCCAAGGCAAUGAAGGAAUAAAAACAAGGCAGAUGAAGGAAGCAGUGUUUGAGCUAAAAGUCAAACAAAACAUUAAGGAAGAGGAAGGAAAUAAUCUGAAGUGGCAAGUUCGUAAAGGCAAAGAUCCAAUAUCUGCAGAAUUUAAAAGGGAGGUUAUUGAAAAUCGACAAAGGGAAGAAGAGCAAUAUAAGAUCCAAAGAGGAGAUCCUAUCAUAGAAGAGGAGUUUCAAAGGAACAAAGUAGAGGUUUCUUCCAGACGUGUUUUCCGGCUUGUUGAGCAGGAUGAAGUAUGUACUCACUCGAGUCCUGGUCCAUUCUUCCCAAAUGUUUGUCUGCCCACGUAUUGGACUCCACUCUUACAUCCAAGUAUUCAUCCCACAUUUGACUUGCUCCGUAAUGACCCUUGGGCAAACAGAAAAAGGAUGUUGAGGAAAUUCCAACAAGCAGCAUACAAGAUUGUGAUUCAGUCUCGUCUAAAUCAUUUACUGCUUCUGUUCCGUGGGCUGACAAGGGAAGACAGAGAUUUGGAGGAAGGCUCUAUAUCUGAAAAUGGGAGUUUCAGCCAAAUAGAGAAGAGAGAAGAAUGUAAAUGCAUUUCUUCCAGCAUAUCUGAAGAUCUAAUGUUACCUUCUCAAUUCCCUUUUUACAGUUCCCACAAAUUACACCGUGAUUUGGAACCUGAUGCCCCUGGCCCAAUUCCUGUCAAACGUAUAGAUGUGAAAAUGAAACGCUUCCUUCCCUCUUACAGCUUGAAGGUUCCUCAGCAUAUCAGCAUCAUAAAGUAUCAGCCAUUCCGUGCACACCGUACAGCUGCAAGUUAUAGAACUCAAAAACUUUGCCGAGCUCUGAGACAGGGAGCCCAGGAUGAGUUGGUUCAAGUAGUUGCUUCUCCUAAGGACUAUCACAAGCCAUCAUCUGAAGAAGUAGCAGAAAGAGAUAUCAGCCUUUUAAAAUUGGUUCCUCCCCGAGCUUUAGUCUACCCUACAGAGAGCAACCCUCUUCGCAUUUUUAACCCCACUCCAGGAUUGUUUCCACUUUUACCUCCUUUAACUUACUGUGAAACAAAUAUUGAGUAUCAUCUUUGUCCUCAUCCAAAAUAUACCUUUACCAAGGAGUGCCCCAAAGGAUCCAGUAUUCCAAUCACACAAAAAAAGUUUCUGCAUCACAAGGAAGUGAUCUGUGGAGUAAUGGACUGGAGACGAUUCUUACCAGUGGUGUAUUUGACAUUUCCUAACACUCCCAUAUCAACAAGUACAACAUCUAGGGAUCCUUACAGCUUAGAUAUGCUUCCAAGAGAUGUACCACCAGUGCUGUAUAACUUGCCUGAGAGAGACAGAGAGAAUAUAAUUGACCUUGGGACAGAUGAAAAUGAAUUUGAAGUGCUUCUUACUCCAGAGAUGCUGAGUGCUGAAUUUCCACAAAUUGAGCAGAUGAUCUCAGAAGAAGGCAAAAUAAAAUCAGCGAAAGAAGAAAGAGACCCACACAAACAUCCUGAUGGAAAUUUUCAACCCCAAGACAACGGACUCAGAGAAAGGGUUCAAAAACAGAUGGAGAAGAUGAAGAUGAAAGCACUAAAUAAAGCCCUUAUUCUCGAAUAAAAAUAAUUCUAUGAAAUCUGUGGUUUGUGACAGUUUACCCUGUAAAUAUGUGAGGCCUCCUUUGUCACAGUUGCAUCUACUUGUAUUCAGUGAGUUCAGCAGCUGCUUAUGCAAAUAAAAGAGAACCACCAGCAACGUUACUUCUAUCAAGAACUCUGUGUGAUAACUUCCCCAAACUCAUUAACUGCUCCUAUGACAACCCUCAGCCAUGGGCCUGCUUGUUUUUUUAAUGGUGUAAAGGAUCAGAGAACCACAGUAUUACCUUGUAAAUAGCUUGGUGAUUAAUCUACAGCUCGUUAUUUUUAAAUAAAAUUUGAGAAGCCCUAAUGAGCAAAUUCUUCA